Molecule: messenger RNA, 1319 nt
Organism: Procambarus clarkii (red swamp crayfish)
Lineage: Eukaryota; Metazoa; Arthropoda; Malacostraca; Decapoda; Cambaridae
Source: RefSeq, a predicted model, not a curated record
GUAAUGGAAGAGAGCCCAGCACCUGCCCAGUGGAGGAAUGUCCUGGUGGAGCAGGUAGUGGAAGAGAGCCCAGCACCAGCCCAAAGGAGGAAUGUCCUGGUGGAGCAGGUAGUGGAAGAGAGCCCAGCACCAGCCCAAAGGAGGAAUGUCCUGGUGGAGCAGGUAGUGGAAGAGAGCCCAGCACCAGCCCAGUGGAGGAAUGUCCUAGUGGAGCAGGUAGUGGAAGAGAGCCCAGCACCAGCCCAGUGGAGGAAUGUCCUGGUGGAGCAGGUAGUGGAAGAGAGCCCAGCACCAGCCCAGUGGAGGAAUGUCCUGGUGGAGCAGGUAGUGGAAGAGAGCCCAGCACCAGCCCAAAGGAGGAAUGUCCUGGUGAAGCAGGUAGUGGAAGAGAGCCCAGCACCAGCCCAAAGGAGGAAUGUCCUGGUGAAGCAGGUAGUGGAAGAGAGUCCAGCACCAGCCCAGUGGAGGAAUGUCCUGGUGGAGCAGGUAGUGGAAGAGAGCCCAGCACCAGCCCAGUGGAGGAAUGUCCUGGUGGAGCAGGUAGUGGAAGAGAGCCCAGCACCAGCCCAGUGGAGGAAUGUCCUGGUGGAGCAGGUAGUGGAAGAGAGCCCAGCACCAGCCCAGUGGAGGAAUGUCCUGGUGGAGCAGGUAGUGGAAGAGAGCCCAGCACCAGCCCAGUGGAGGAAUGUCCUGGUGGAGCAGGUAGUGGAAGAGAGCCCAGCACCAGCCCAGUGGAGGAAUGUCCUGGUGGAGCAGGUAGUGGAAGAGAGCCCAGCACCAGCCCAGUGGAGGAAUGUCCUGGUGGAGCAGGUAGUGGAAGAGAGCCCAGCACCAGCCCAGUGGAGGAAUGUCCUGGUGGAGCAGGUAGUGGAAGAGAGCCCAGAACCAGCCCAGUGGAGGAAUGUCCUGGUGGAGCAGGUAGUGGAAGAGAGCCCAGCACCAGCCCAGUGGAGGAAUGUCCUGGUGGAGCAGGUAGUGGAAGAGAGCCCAGCACCAGCCCAGUGAAGGAAUGUCCUGGUGGAGCAGGUAGUGGAAGAGAGCCCAGCACCAGCCCAGUGGAGGAAUGUCCUGGUGGAGCAGGUAGUGGAGGAGAGCCCAGAACCAGCCCAGUGGAGGAAUGUCCUGGUGGAGCAGGUAGUGGAGAGAGCCCAGAACCAGCCCAGUGGAGGAAUGUCCUGGUGGAGCAGGUAGUGGAAGAGAGCCCAGAACCAGCCCAGUGGAGGAAUGUCCUGGUGGAGCAGGUAGUGGAAGAGAGCCCAGCACCAGCCCAGCUCAUAAACCAACAACAGAAGGCAACAACAAUACGUCCAAAUUCUUAG